AGAGAGAGAGAGAGAGAGAGGAGUUAGCUGGUCAGCACUCACCUCCGAUGUUUCUAAGCAACACCAUCCCAAAAUAACAAAGGAACAACCCACCCUCUCUCCUCCCUCUCUCCCCUAAUAAAGAAAAUAUACUAAAUAAUUUUCAAAUCACUAGCUGUAAAGAUUGUUCUUUUAGUUUCCUUUUGAUUCUUUCAGAGAUCAUUUCCCCAAUCGUCCUUAUCAUUUUCUUCUUCUUCUUCUUCCUCCUCUUGUCUCCGUGAAUCCCCUGCUCCUUUUCGUUUUAUUUCUGCCACUGUGUAUAUUGAUGCGAAAUCAUUAGAUGAGGAAAAGGCUGUGAAGGUUUUGGGGGGAAUUGUGAUUGUUUCAUGGGCAACACAUGCCGUGGAUCUUUCAGGGGGAAAUUUUUGCAGGGCUACGGCCAGCCCGAGGACCAAAAUUCUAUUAUUUCCAAGCGCAACACUGGUUCUGACCGUUCUGUUUCCGACCAUUCCACCACCAGCUUGAACUCCCAGCCCAACCCGAUUUCCCAAGAGUUAAGCAAAGACAACAAUAACAAUAACAAUAACAAUAACCCACCUGCCAUUAAUCCGGCCAAGAGAGACAACAUCAUGAGAAGAGGGGUUGAUAACCAGAGUUAUUAUGUAUUGGGUCAUAGAACCGCCAACAUUCGUGAUCUUUACACCUUGGGUCGAAAACUAGGACAGGGACAGUUUGGGACUACUUACUUAUGUACCGACAAUGCCACGGGCAUCGAGUAUGCUUGCAAAUCAAUUUCCAAGAGGAAGUUAAUCUCCAGAGAGGAUGUGGAUGAUGUUAGGAGGGAAAUUCAGAUAAUGCACCAUUUAGCUGGUCACAGGAAUAUUGUGACAAUCAAGGGUGCUUAUGAGGAUUCAUUGUAUGUUCAUAUUGUGAUGGAGCUUUGUGGAGGGGGUGAGUUAUUUGACAGGAUUAUCCAGAGGGGACAUUACAGUGAAAGAAAGGCGGCUGAGUUAACAAAGAUUAUUGUAGGGGUUGUUGAGGCUUGCCAUUCACUCGGGGUUAUGCAUAGAGAUCUAAAACCUGAAAACUUCUUGUUGGUUAAUAAGGAUGAUGAUUUUUCUCUCAAAGCCAUUGAUUUUGGUCUGUCAGUGUUCUUCAAACCAGGUCAAGUUUUUACUGAUGUGGUUGGAAGCCCCUAUUAUGUUGCUCCCGAGGUACUCCUCAAGCAUUAUGGACCAGAAGCAGAUGUGUGGACUGCAGGGGUCAUCCUUUAUAUAUUAUUGAGUGGUGUGCCACCAUUUUGGGCAGAAACGCAACAAGGCAUAUUUGAUGCUGUUUUGAAGGGCCAUAUUGAUUUUGAAUCAGAGCCAUGGCCCUUAAUAUCUGACAGUGCUAAAGAUCUGAUUCGGAAGAUGCUGUGCUCUCGCCCUUCAGAUCGCUUGACUGCUCAUGAAGUAUUAUGUCACCCAUGGAUUUGUGAAAAUGGGGUUGCUCCUGAUAGAGCACUAGAUCCAGCUGUAUUAUCUCGUCUCAAACAGUUCUCUGCCAUGAAUAAGUUAAAGAAAAUGGCUUUACGGGUAAUAGCAGAGAGCCUCUCUGAGGAGGAGAUUGCUGGUUUGAGAGAAAUGUUUCAGGCGAUGGACACUGAUAACAGUGGUGCAAUCACUUUUGAUGAACUGAAAGCUGGACUGAGAAGAUAUGGCUCUACCUUGAAGGAUACUGAGAUACGUGAUCUUAUGGAUGCGGCUGAUGUGGACAACAGUGGCACCAUUGACUAUGGGGAAUUUAUAGCUGCUACAGUUCAUCUUAACAAACUAGAACGUGAGGAACAUCUUGUUGCUGCAUUUCAGUACUUUGAUAAGGAUGGAAGUGGUUACAUUACGGUUGAUGAGCUCCAGCAAGCUUGUGCCGAACAUAACAUGACCGAUGUUUUGCUUGAGGAUAUUAUCAGGGAAGUUGAUCAAGACAAUGAUGGAAGGAUCGAUUAUGGUGAAUUUGUUGCCAUGAUGCAGAAAGGCAAUGUAGGAAUUGGAAGGCGGACCAUGCGGAAUAGUCUGAAUUUGAGCAUGAGAGAUGCACCAGGUGCUCGUUAGCUUCCUACCAUGCAAAUCAUGUACAGGUUGUACAGCAAAGCUAGAGGAUGAGAUUUGGCAGUAGAACAUUGAGAACCAAUUUUAAUUUCUUGGCUCCAAGACCUUAAGAAACUAUGAAUGUUACUGAAGAUUUGGGUUUGAGGAGAUUCUGUGCUAUUUAUGCGGUGAUGCCUUUUAUAUUGCUGUAUGACCAGAAGAAUAUGUUGUAAGCGUUUGUGAACUACAGAUUGUGGUAGUUUUAGAGCUAUUCAAGUUACCAAAAUUAUUUUGCAGUGUUUCCAUUUUGGGGCAUUUCUGUUUAUAUAUGUAGUAGAAAAAAGGGAACUGAUCUGCAGAUGUUGUCAUUCUGCAUUUAAAAAAAAAAAAAAAAAAAAAAAGCCUCUGUUUUUGAUUCUACUUAUGUAAAAAAAAUGAUUUACUUUUCUAAGAUUUUGAGAGCAUUUCUUGGCA
Molecule: messenger RNA, 2522 nt
Organism: Ziziphus jujuba (common jujube)
Lineage: Eukaryota; Viridiplantae; Streptophyta; Magnoliopsida; Rosales; Rhamnaceae
Product: calcium-dependent protein kinase 26
Exons: 9
Coding region: 366-2072 (568 amino acids)
Biological process (GO): peptidyl-serine phosphorylation; protein autophosphorylation; intracellular signal transduction
Cellular component (GO): cytoplasm; nucleus
Molecular function (GO): calmodulin binding; calcium-dependent protein serine/threonine kinase activity; calcium ion binding
Source: RefSeq, a predicted model, not a curated record